AAAGCGAAGCUGAGGAAACCCUAGCUAACGUAACCAGCCCACGUUCUCCUCUACUAUUCUCUGUCCGUCUGUUUUGCUGUAAACCAUGGGGCGCGUCCGUACCAAGACGGUGAAGAAAUCCUCAAGGCAAGUGAUUGAACGUUACUACUCACGUAUGACUCUGGACUUCCAUACAAAUAAGAAGGUCCUUGAAGAAGUUGCCAUCAUUCCCUCCAAGCGUCUUCGCAACAAGAUCGCUGGAUUCUCCACUCAUUUGAUGAAGCGGAUUCAAAAGGGUCCCGUCAGAGGCAUCUCCCUUAAGCUCCAAGAAGAAGAGCGCGAGCGUCGCAUGGACUUCGUGCCUGACGUCUCCGCCAUCAACACUGAUGAGAUUCCUGUCGACAAGGAGACUCUUGAUAUGCUUGCUAUGCUAGGGAUGAAUGAUCUUCCGGGUGUGGUCAAGGCGGAGCCCGUUGUGGUUUCUUCUCAGCCUGCUUUUGGCCGGAGUAUUCUAGAUAGGAAGAGGUAUUGAUGGAGGCUAAUCGUAACAAUUUUGGGUUAUUUAUUAUGGGUAUUUUUAGUUUUUGUUUACGAAGGGGAAUUGCAUUUUGAUUGGAAUUUGCUAUUUGAACAGUCUGUUGAUCGGAAUGUUCUAUUUGAACGGUCUGUUCUAUUGGAAUGUUCUAUUUAUUAUGGCUAUCAUUGAUGUUUAUUGUUA
Messenger RNA from Vitis vinifera (wine grape), 697 nucleotides. RefSeq names its product small ribosomal subunit protein eS17. Bases 86 to 511 code for a protein of 141 amino acids. The transcript has a single exon. Gene Ontology annotation, molecular function: structural constituent of ribosome. Gene Ontology annotation, cellular component: ribosome. Lineage: Eukaryota; Viridiplantae; Streptophyta; Magnoliopsida; Vitales; Vitaceae. The record is from RefSeq and is a predicted model, not a curated record. Gene Ontology annotation, biological process: translation.